AUGAGAAAAGAGUUGAAAUACAUCAUCUACGCACAUGUCAUUCUUGUAAUAUACCUUCUAUAUCUAUCAUUUGAUUUACUCACACUAUUACAUGAUGAUACUUUUGCUGAUGCAUUAAUCGAUUAUGAGUUAAAUUCCCAAAAAUUGGAUAAACCGGCAUUAAUACCGAAGAUUAUUCAUCAAACUUAUAAAAAUGAAAAUAUACCUGAAAUUUGGAAACCGGGUCAACAAGCAUGUAUCGAUUUACAUGAAGAUUAUCAAUAUAUCUUGUGGACUGAUGAAAUGGCACGAGAGUUUAUUAGUGAAGAAUUUCCUUGGUUUUUGGAAACUUGGGAUAACUAUCCAUACAAUAUUCAAAGAGCUGAUGCUAUAAGAUAUUUUGCAUUAUAUCAUUAUGGAGGUAUUUAUAUUGAUUUGGAUGAUGGAUGUGAACGUCGUUUGGAUCCAUUAUUGACAGUACCAGCCUUUGUCAGGAAAACGAUACCAACUGGUAUUUCCAACGAUGUGAUGGGAAGUGUGCCUAAUCAUCCAUUUUUCCUCAAGGCAAUGGAAUCGUUACAUAAAUAUCAACGUAAUUGGUUAGUUCCAUACAUUACCAUUAUGAUAUCAACAGGACCACUAUUUUUAUCAGUCAUUUGGAAACAAUAUAAACGUUGGGGUAUACCUGAAGCUGGUAAGGUACGGGUAUUGAUGCCUCAAAAUUACAAGGGUUAUCAAUAUUCGUUUUUCGCCAUUGCCCCUGGUUCCUCGUGGCACAUGAGUGAUGCCAAUUUCAUCAAGAGUUUAGCCAACCAUUUAGUAUUGGCAGUUAUUGGUGGGUUCUGUAUUGCCCUUGCAAUUUUAGCAGUGGAAUAUCUUUUCUAUUCAUUCAUUAUUUCUAGUUUCUUUAAAAAGUGUACUGCCAAGGUGGGAAAUUUCAUUCUUGGUGGGGUUACAGGAGUUUUACGUUUUUUCAAUUUGGAUAAAUUUGUUGAUUCUCAUUUUAAGGGAUAUAGCUUUUUAUCCACUUCACCGAUUGGUAAUGAUGAUGAAGAAUCUCAAUUGAGUGAGGUCAAACCUAAAAAGGGGAUCAGUUUGAAAAAUUUUAUCAAAAACUCCAACAUAAAACGUCGUACAAGAAAAGAUUCCAAUAUUCCAAUUGAAAUUGAUAUACUUGAGAAAUUGGCUGAUGACCCAACAACAAUUGUUAUCACUAAUGAUCCAGUACAAGCUUCGGUAGCGAAAUGUGUCAACAACAGGAACAACAACAACACCAGAACAACAUCCUCAAUAAGAACAACCACAACUACAGAUAAAAAUAAAUUGGAGGUUGUUGAAACUUUGCAAAAAAUCAAUUCCUCCGAGGAGAGUGAAUUUGAUAAUGAAGAAGAUCUGGGUAAUGAUUCAACUUUCGUUAAUGAAUUCGAAACUGAUGCUGAAUAUUUACAAGCAUAUUCUGAUUUAAACACCGAUGCUGAAGCUGAUAUUGAUACUGAUGAUUCAAAUGAAUAUACAAGUAAUAGAAAAAAAGAUCACCUGCAAAAGAGUCGAGGUGAUGUAUUUAAUGGUAAUGAUGAUAUUGUAUAA
Molecule: messenger RNA, 1566 nt
Organism: Lodderomyces orthopsilosis Co 90-125
Lineage: Eukaryota; Fungi; Ascomycota; Pichiomycetes; Serinales; Debaryomycetaceae
Gene: MIT1
Product: mannosylinositol phosphorylceramide synthase catalytic subunit
Exons: 1
Coding region: 1-1566 (521 amino acids)
Biological process (GO): mannosyl-inositol phosphorylceramide biosynthetic process
Molecular function (GO): mannosyltransferase activity
Source: RefSeq, a predicted model, not a curated record